CAUUCAUCGAGUAUCUUUUUAAACGUCCCCUCCGCACAUAAUCGAAAACCUAGCUCCUCUUCUUCCUCUCUCGCUUGUUCACCCAAACUGCUCCAUUCCGCUUUACGAACUCAGCUUUCUCGUCUUAACGAGUGUAGUUUGAAAUGGGUGAAGUGAAGGAUAACGAAGCAUACGAGGAGGAGCUGAUCGACUAUGAGGAAGAAGACGAGAAAGCCCCCGACUCUGUGACUGCAAAACCGGCUGCUGAUACCGUUAAGAAGGGCUAUGUUGGAAUUCACAGUUCGGGAUUCAGAGACUUCCUGUUGAAACCAGAGCUUCUACGAGCUAUCAUUGAUUCGGGAUUUGAACAUCCAUCGGAAGUGCAACAUGAAUGCAUUCCUCAAGCUAUCUUAGGAAUGGAUGUAAUUUGCCAAGCAAAAUCUGGAAUGGGGAAAACAGCUGUCUUUGUCCUGUCGACUCUGCAGCAGAUUGAGCCUGUAUCUGGUCAAGUUGCAGCCCUUGUGCUUUGCCAUACAAGAGAAUUAGCUUACCAGAUAUGCCAUGAAUUUGAGCGGUUCAGUACUUAUCUACCGGAUAUCAGGGUGGCUGUAUUCUACGGUGGUGUAAAUAUCAAGAUUCAUAAGGAGUUGCUCAAAAAUGAAUGUCCUCACAUUGUUGUUGGAACACCUGGAAGAAUAUUGACUUUGGCAAGAGAAAAAGAUCUUCCAUUGAAGAAUGUCAGGCAUUUUGUACUAGACGAAUGUGACAAGAUGCUUGAAGCACUAGAUAUGAGGAAAGACGUGCAGACGAUUUUCAAGAUGACCCCUCAUGAUAAACAAGUUAUGAUGUUUUCGGCAACACUCAGCAAGGAAAUUCGACCUGUUUGCAAGAAGUUUAUGCAAGAUCCAAUGGAGAUUUACGUAGAUGACGAGGCCAAGUUGACUCUCCAUGGUCUUGUACAGCACUACAUUAAGUUGACUGAGCUAGAGAAAAAUCGCAAGUUGAAUGACCUUCUUGAUGCCUUGGACUUCAACCAAAUUGUCAUUUUUGUCAAAAGUGUGAGCCGAGCGGCUGAGCUGAAUAAGUUACUGGUGGAGUGUAAUUUCCCCUCAAUUUGCAUUCAUUCUGGAAUGUCCCAGGAAGAAAGGUUAACACGGUAUAAGGCCUUCAAGGAGGGGCAUAAACGAAUCCUUGUGGCAACGGAUUUGGUUGGUAGGGGGAUUGAUAUUGAGCGUGUCAACAUUGUUAUCAACUAUGACAUGCCUGAUUCCGCUGAUACCUACUUACACAGGGUGGGAAGAGCUGGUAGGUUUGGCACCAAGGGGCUUGCUAUAACUUUUGUCUCAUCUUCAUCUGACUCUGAUGUUCUUAAUCAGGUUCAGGCAAGGUUUGAGGUGGAUAUAAAGGAGCUUCCAGAGCAAAUUGAUACUUCCUCAUACAUGCCGUCAUAGCAUAGUCAAAUGCUGCAGCUGGCCUGCUACCUGAAUCAUCACCACAUCGGGGAAUUUUGCACUAUCUGUAUUACAGUUUGUAGACCAAAAAUGAACCUUUUGGAUUUGGCAUAUGGAGAUAUGAUUUCCAGUUAAUCGACAACUGCUGUUUUUCUAGGGUGUCAUGUUCACUUCAGACGUUAUUUCAAAUUCAGAUUUUGUUAAAUGUUAAAAGGAAUGUAAUCUGCUUCUAACGUUGAUGUGCUUGAGUUUUGUGACCAUACAAGAGACAUUUAUCUUUGGAAAUUGGGAGGUGGAAGUUAUUGAACAUGGACUGCAACGGGAGCAGCGUCAAAUUUGGGCGAUAGAAAUAGCAUAAUUGAUUGGUAGUAGCUCCUAA
This is a messenger RNA of Tripterygium wilfordii, 1809 nucleotides long. Its product is annotated as DEAD-box ATP-dependent RNA helicase 15-like. The record is from RefSeq and is a predicted model, not a curated record. The transcript is spliced from 12 exons. Lineage: Eukaryota; Viridiplantae; Streptophyta; Magnoliopsida; Celastrales; Celastraceae. The coding region runs from base 144 to 1430 and encodes 428 amino acids. Gene Ontology annotation, molecular function: RNA helicase activity; ATP binding; RNA binding.